AGACACGACAGCGGCAGCCAGAGGGAGGAGGAGAGGUUGGUAAACAGGGCAGCUGCAGGAUCCUGGGCACUAAGGGGAAACGAUUAGGACGUCUUCUGGGGCACUGGUGCAUUCUCUAUCUUCAUAAGCCCUCUCUUCAUUUCUAACCUUUCUUUUAACCGGCCUUUUAGGGCCGGAAGUCCUUCAUCUCGAGCACCCAAUGCUGGAAGCGGCCGGACUUUCCUUACCGGAAGCCCUUUUCCAGGGAUAGGAAGACGACCUACCUGUCCGGAAGUCCCACCUCCUUGUGCUCCCCCACCCUUCCAGAAGUUUUUCUCUCACUGUGUUUGCCUCUGUCCCUUCUCCCAGUGUUAUCGCUGCACCAGAGAAGGAUACAUUUAGUGUCUCCCUCCAGCUCCAGUAAACGGUCUGGAUAUCUCACUCCCCGAGUCGGGGUUCCUUCCCCAGCGCCCCCAUGUAGCUGGAAAGUGGGACCUGGGGGUGGUUGGACCCCUGGGAUCUUGAAGGAGGGGCGGGGAGGGCGCAGAACUCCGCUUCUGCUCCUGCUACCGGGCCGCGGCUUUCUCAGCUUCCCCCCUCCCGCUAUCAUGCACCCUGCGGCCUUCCCUCUUCCUGUGGUUGUGGCCACUGUGCUGUGGGGAGCGGCCCCCAUCCGGGGGCUCAUUCGAGCGACCUCGGAACACAAUGCCAGUAUGGACUUUGCAGACCUCCCAGCUCUCUUUGGGGCUGCCCUGAGCCAGGAGGGACUCCAGGGGUUCCUUGUGGAGGCUCACCCAGACAAUGCAUGCAGCCCCAUUGCCCCACCACCCCCAGCCCCGGUCAACGGGUCAGUCUUUAUUGCACUGCUUCGAAGAUUCGACUGCAACUUUGACCUCAAGGUUGCUGAAUGUGGAGUGGGAGCUGGGAAGCUGAGGGUCCUAAAUGCUCAGAAGGCUGGGUAUGGUGCAGCUGUGGUACACAACGUGAAUUCCAAUGAGCUUCUGAACAUGGUGUGGAAUAGUGAAGAAAUCCAGCAGCAGAUCUGGAUCCCGUCAGUGUUUAUUGGGGAGAGGAGCUCCGAAUACCUGCGUGCCCUGUUUGUCUACGAGAAGGGGGCUCAGGUGCUUCUGGUUCCAGACAAUAGCUUCCCCUUGGGCUAUUACCUCAUCCCUUUCACAGGGAUUGUGGGACUGCUGGUAUUGGCCAUGGGAGCAGUGAUGAUAGUUCGUUGUAUCCAGCAUCGGAAACGGCUGCAGCGGAAUCGACUUACCAAAGAGCAACUGAAACAGAUUCCUACACAUGACUAUCAGAAGGGAGACGAGUAUGACGUUUGUGCCAUCUGCCUGGAUGAAUAUGAGGAUGGGGACAAGCUGCGAGUACUCCCCUGUGCCCACGCCUAUCACAGCCGCUGUGUGGAUCCCUGGCUCACUCAGACCCGGAAGACCUGCCCCAUCUGCAAGCAACCUGUUCAUCGGGGUCCUGGAGAUGAGGAGCAGGAGGAAGAAAUUCAGGGGCAAGAGGAGGGUGAUGAGGAAGGAGAGCCAAGAGAUCACCCUGCCUCAGAACGGACCCCACUCCUGGGCUCCAGCCCCAUUCCUACUUCCUUUGGCUCCCUGGCCCCAGCCCCUCUUGUUUUUCCUGGGCCCUCAACAGAUCCCCCACCUUCUCCUUCCACUUCUUCACCUGCCAUCCUGGUCUAGUAUUUUCCUUCCCUUCCCCCGCACCUCUGGUGACCUAUUUGCACAGGCCCUCUUCCUCCAGUCUUCUAAGUUGAGGGAUAGGGGACAUUUUCAUCCCAUGUUUCUCCCUCACCCAGCCCCAUCCUUUUGAGGGGAUGGGCAGGGAGGGGUGCAAAGGGACUGGGUCUUCACUUCUUGGGUUAAUAAAAUUGUUUUUGUGGACUAA
This is a messenger RNA of Galeopterus variegatus (Sunda flying lemur), 1884 nucleotides long. RefSeq names its product ring finger protein 167 (gene RNF167). The transcript is spliced from 9 exons. The record is from RefSeq and is a predicted model, not a curated record. The coding region runs from base 588 to 1679 and encodes 363 amino acids. Gene Ontology annotation, molecular function: zinc ion binding; ubiquitin protein ligase activity. Gene Ontology annotation, biological process: ubiquitin-dependent protein catabolic process; protein ubiquitination; positive regulation of DNA-templated transcription. Gene Ontology annotation, cellular component: cytoplasm; nucleoplasm. NCBI's taxonomy places the organism in Eukaryota, Metazoa, Chordata, Mammalia, Dermoptera, Cynocephalidae.